GUCCUGGCGCGCCGCGCGGCCGGACGCUGCGGGCGGGGCGGGGAUGGAGGUGGUAGCGUCCGCUGCAACGGUUGGGGCUGCGCGUGAGAAGGUGGCAGUGUAGGCACCUGAGCUGCGGGGAGGCCGGCGGCGGCCGGGCCAUGGCGGGAGACCCUCUCCUCUGGGAUCCCUGAGGUGCGCUCCCUGAAGUCCCGGGGAGCCGUGUCCCAUGGGCUCGCUGAGCAGCCGAGUUCUGCGCCACCCUGGGCGAGCCCGAGCCCAGCAGGAGCCGGGGCCCGGGGCCGGGGGCUCGGCCCGAAGGCCCGAAACUGGAGGCGACGCGUCCGGUCACGGCUUCUUCUACUACCCGGUCAGCCGUAAGCGCAAGCAGAGCAGCGGGGCCUUCUACUAUCACCCCGACUCCGAGACAGACGACGAUGAGGACGAAGGGGACGAGCAGCAGCGGCUCCUCAACACCCCUCGGAGGAAAAAAUUAAAGAGUACAUCCAAAUAUAUUUACCAAACGUUAUUUUUGAAUGGUGAAAAUAGUGACAUUAAGAUUUGUGCUCUAGGAGAAGAGUGGAGCUUACACAAAAUAUAUUUAUGUCAAUCUGGCUACUUUUCUAGUAUGUUCAGUGGUUCUUGGAAAGAAUCAAACAUGAAUAUUAUUGAAUUGGAGAUUCCUGACCAGAAUAUUGAUAUAGAAGCACUGCAGGUUGCAUUUGGGUCAUUGUAUCGAGAUGAUGUCUUAAUAAAGCCCAGUCGAGUUAUUGCCAUUUUGGCAGCAGCUUGUAUGCUGCAAUUGGAUGGUUUAAUACAGCAGUGUGGUGAGACAAUGAAGGAAACAAUUAAUGUGAAAACUGUGUGUGGCUAUUACACAUCAGCAGGGACCUAUGGAUUAGAUUCCGUUAAGAAAAAGUGCCUUGAAUGGCUUUUAAAUAAUUUAAUGACUCACCAAAAUGUAGAACUUUUUAAAGAACUCAGUAUAAAUGUCAUGAAACAGCUCAUUGGUUCAUCUAACUUAUUUGUGAUGCAAGUGGAGAUGGAUGUAUACACAGCUCUUAAAAAGUGGAUGUUCCUUCAACUUGUGCCUUCGUGGAAUGGAUCUCUAAAACAACUUUUGACAGAAACAGAUGUCUGGUUUUCUAAGCGAAAAAAAGAUUUUGAAGGUAUGACCUUCCUUGAAACUGAGCAAGGAAAACCAUUUGUGUCAGUAUUCAGACAUUUAAGGUUACAAUAUAUUAUUAGUGAUCUGGCUUCUGCAAAAAUUAUUGAACAAGAUUCCCUAGUACCUUCAGAAUGGCUGUCUUGUGUGUAUAAACAACAGUGGCUUGCCAUGCUCCGUGCAGAACAAGACAGUGAAGUGGGGCCUCAAGAAAUCAAUAAAGAAGAGCUAGAGGGAAACAGCAUGAGAUGUGGUAGAAAGCUUACAAAAGAUGGUGAAUACUGCUGGCGGUGGACAGGUUUUAACUUCGGCUUUGACUUACUUGUGACAUACACCAAUCGAUACAUCAUUUUCAAACGCAAUACACUGAACCAGCCAUGUAGUGGAUCUGUCAGCCUGCAGCCUCGAAGGAGCAUAGCAUUUAGAUUACGUUUGGCUUCUUUUGACAGUAGUGGGAAAUUAAUAUGUAGUAGAACAACUGGCUAUCAAAUACUUACACUUGAAAAGGAUCAGGAGCAAGUGGUGAUGAACCUGGACAGCAGGCUUCUGAUCUUCCCUUUGUAUAUCUGCUGUAACUUCUUGUAUAUAUCAUCAGAAAAAAGAACUGAAAAUAAUCUUCUCCCAGAAAAUACAGAAAACUGAGGAUCUCAUCAGAUGGAAAUAAUAGCACUUUGAAAACUUACUAGGCCAGCUUUAAUUUAAUGGCCCUAUUGAUAUUCACACCUAAGGUGACUAACAAUGACAAAGGCCUUAUGAACUGUGCAGACAAUGCAGAAGAUUAUCCCUACCCUCAUUACAUUUCUAUGCAUAUAUGAAAAAGCAUUUUAAAACCAAGAAAACAUCUGUCAAACCAUUUAUGUUAUAAAGAUGUCAAGUCAUCAUUUAGCAUCAGUAGAAAAUUGCUGUAGGUAAAUUUCACAUUUCUCUGCAACAAAGUAAAGAUUUAGUUUUUAACUUAAACUCUUCUUGCCUAAUGUUGAUGAAUCUCAUUUAUACAUCCAUAAAUUUAUUUUUAUUGGCUAAAAGAAUGAUAAGGGAAUAAUUUGGCAAGCUAAAAAUACACUUUCAAAUGGUGCAUUAGAGCUCUCCUUUUUCAACUCUUCUUUAUGAUUCCUCCUUUUAGUGUAUUAUCUUUCCAAUAUGUUUUUAUUUGUUAAAUUUUUUCACCAUUUUUGGAGACUAAGUGGAGGAACAUUUUUUUAAAGUUAAGCAUUUUCAUGAUUUUUUUCCCUAGGAUUUUAACAAUAAAAAUCAGCUUCAGACCUUCAGAUAAACUUGAAUGAGGGAAAAAUCAGUUUGAUUCUUAGGAUAUUCCUUUGCCUUAUAUGGUCUUUUCUUUUACAUUCUGUAUAACUAUUAUUAGGUUAUGAGUUAUUUAUGUAACAGAUAUCACACUUUUUAAUGUUUUCAUAUUCUGUGAUCUUUAGAAUUAUUUAUGUUCAAGUUUUAGUUGGGAACCCUAUUUCCUACUUAAGCUCAGGACUUUAUAACCUCUGAAUUGAGUGCCUUUGAGUUAUACAUGCUAAUAGAAAUUUCAUAGUAAAUGUAAAUAAGGUCAGAGGAUCUAAUGUAGAAGCUGAUAAUAAAGCAUUAAUGUAAAAAUAGGA
Molecule: messenger RNA, 2751 nt
Organism: Lepus europaeus (European hare)
Lineage: Eukaryota; Metazoa; Chordata; Mammalia; Lagomorpha; Leporidae
Gene: GMCL1
Product: germ cell-less 1, spermatogenesis associated
Exons: 14
Coding region: 209-1786 (525 amino acids)
Biological process (GO): germ cell development
Cellular component (GO): nucleus
Molecular function (GO): protein binding
Source: RefSeq, a predicted model, not a curated record